AUCAAAUAGAAAAGGUCAUAGCAGAGAUGAAAAAAUUGUUUUAAAAAGAUGAAUAUUUUGCUUUCAAAAAUAAUUUUAUUGACUUUUACUAUUAAUUUGGUAUUUGUAGGAAUAGACGCUGGUAAAAAACCAAGAAUUUACUAUGGAGAAAAUGCAGACAUUAAAGAUUAUCCAUACAUGGCAAUAGUGGGAAGUAAAAUUCAUACCGAUAACUCAAGUCGUUGCGGUGGAACAAUUAUUCAUCGUAAAUUUGUUGUAACAGCCGCUAGAUGCAUUUCAAAAUGUACAUGUAUCGAAGAAGCUGCAAAUCGAAAAAAAAUCGUUAAAUGUGUGAGAUAUAGUUGUAAACUAGUCGAGCCAGGCACAAUUUGGGUGCGAGCUGGUUCAACAUUUGGUCAUCAGAGGGCAAUACAGAACGAUGAGGCCAGCAAAUUAAUAUAUCAUCCUUUGUAUGAUGGUAAACAUCGUUUUGAUGUGGGAUUAAUUAAGUUAAAGAAUGCAAUUGAUAUCCCGUAUACAAAAGCCUUACCGCUUAAGCUACCCAGACCAAGAGAUGUUAUAAAUUCAACCGCUACGGCAUUUACCCUGGGGUGGGGUUUGACAGACAAACCAACAAAUAAUGUAUUGCAAAAAGCCAAUUUGGAAAUUUUAUCAAAUGACCAAUGUGAAUGGCAUAUGAAUUUAACUGAAUCACCAUUGGAAGAUAGUCAUGUAUGUGCAGGAGACAGUGGUGGAAUUUGUUUUGGGGAUGCUGGUGCCCCAUUGAUCUAUGAUAAUAAAUUACAUGGAAUUGCAACAUUUCCAAUAAGUGUGGAUUGUGAAUCUGAAAUGCCAUCGUUAUUUUUAAGAUUACCGCUUGUACUCGAUUGGCUCGCAUAUGCUUUGAUUUAUUUAUAA
Molecule: messenger RNA, 897 nt
Organism: Chrysoperla carnea
Lineage: Eukaryota; Metazoa; Arthropoda; Insecta; Neuroptera; Chrysopidae
Product: serine protease 28-like
Exons: 4
Coding region: 49-897 (282 amino acids)
Biological process (GO): proteolysis
Molecular function (GO): serine-type endopeptidase activity
Source: RefSeq, a predicted model, not a curated record